Molecule: messenger RNA, 4074 nt
Organism: Cyprinus carpio (common carp)
Lineage: Eukaryota; Metazoa; Chordata; Actinopteri; Cypriniformes; Cyprinidae
Gene: kcnc3b
Product: potassium voltage-gated channel subfamily C member 3b
Biological process (GO): protein homooligomerization; potassium ion transmembrane transport
Cellular component (GO): neuronal cell body membrane; dendrite membrane; voltage-gated potassium channel complex
Molecular function (GO): protein binding; delayed rectifier potassium channel activity
Source: RefSeq, a predicted model, not a curated record
AAAAUAUUUAAAUAAAUACAUGAGCAAGGUGCAGUUCCGCCAGGAGCCGUGAGUGUGUGUGCGCGCGUGAUUGUGUGUGUGGCGUCUGUCUGAAACAUGAACCGCUUGCGUUAGACAUCAGGAGGGCGAUUCAAAACGGGGGAAAUAUCACAUCAACACCACCAUCCUCCUCAUCUUCAUCAUCCUUCUCUUCCGCGCUUAAAACCAGCCAAAUUAAAUUAGGGUGGUGAAAUUAUUUGUGCGAGCUGCCUAUGAAGAGGAGGAAGGUGUGACACACACACUACAGAGUGUGUGUUGUGCUUUGCAUUAGUGUUAAUGCUCUCAUUUACUACUCUCUUAAUUACGAGCUAUGGAAAACUGGAGCGUACCUGUCGUGAUCUGAGAGAAGCAUCGUGUUAUUCUUAUGGAUUAACAUAUGAUCUGAACUCAACCCAGGUCAAACAGCUCCUCUCUCCUCCCCUCUCCGUUUUUUCUCCUCCUCUCCCUCCCCAAUGCUCAGUUCGGUGUGUGUCUCCUCAUUCAAAGGGCGCAAGGGUGGGAACAAGUCGUCCAACAAAGCAUGUUACAGCGCCGACAUGACUUGCCCGUCGGAAAGCGAGAAAAUCGUCAUCAACUGCGGCGGCGUGAGGCACAAGACGUACCGGAGCACCCUGAAGACGCUGCCCGGGACGCGUCUGUCGUGGCUCACUGAGCCGGACGCCUUCAGCAACUUCGACUACGACCCGAAGUCCGACGAGUUCUUCUUCGACCGGCACCCGUCCGUCUUCUCGUUCAUCCUCAACUACUACCGGACGGGCAAGUUGCACUGCCCCAACGACGUGUGCGGUCCGCUGUUCGAGGAGGAGCUCGCCUUCUGGGGCAUCGACGAGACCGACGUGGAGGCGUGCUGCUGGAUGAACUACCGGCAGCACCGGGACGCGGAGGAGGCGCUGGACAGCUUCGAGACGCCCGAGCCGGAGGUGCCGGACGACGACCCGGCGCUCGCGGGGGACGGAGACCUGAAGCGGCUCUGCCUGCAGGAGGAUGCCAGGAAAGUGGGCUGGUGGCGAGUGUGGCGACCGCGGAUCUGGGCGCUCUUCGAGGAUCCCUAUUCGUCCAAAUACGCGCGGUAUGUGGCCUGCGGAUCCCUUCUGUUCAUCCUCAUCUCCAUUUCCACCUUCUGCAUGGAGACGCACGAAGCCUUCAACACCAUCUACACCAGAACUGAGAACGUGACGGAGGGGAACGUGACGAGAGAGGAGAUCGUGUACGAGGUGGUGACGGACAGCUGGCUGACGUACGUGGAGGGAGUGUGCGUCGUCUGGUUCACCAUCGAGGUGUUCACGCGCAUCAUCUUCUGCCCCGACAAGGCCGAGUUCUUCAAGAGCGCGCUGAACAUCAUCGACUUCGUGGCCGUCCUGCCUUUCUACCUAGAGGUCAGUCUAAGCGGACUCUCCUCCAAAGCGGCGAAAGACGUGCUGGGCUUCCUGCGAGUGGUGCGCUUCGUCCGAAUCCUGCGCAUCUUCAAGCUGACGCGCCACUUCGUGGGCUUGCGCGUUCUCGGGCACACGCUUCGCGCAAGUACCAACGAGUUCCUCCUGCUCAUCAUCUUCCUCGCUCUCGGCGUCCUCAUCUUCGCCACCAUGAUCUACUACGCUGAGAGGAUAGGAGCCAGUCCGGACGACCCUACAGCGAGCGCACACACCACCUUCAAGAACAUCCCCAUUGGUUUCUGGUGGGCCGUGGUGACCAUGACCACUUUAGGCUAUGGAGAUAUGUAUCCGGAGACGUGGUCGGGCAUGCUGGUGGGGGCGCUGUGUGCCCUCGCGGGGGUGUUGACUAUUGCCAUGCCUGUCCCCGUCAUUGUGAACAACUUCGGCAUGUAUUACUCUCUGGCCAUGGCCAAGCAGAAGCUGCCCAAAAAGAAGAACAAACACAUCCCGCGAGCCCCGCAACCCGGCUCACCCAAUUACUGCAAGCCGGAUGCCCUCGCAAUGGCGACAGCCUCGCCCCAGAGGAUCCUGGGUAACGUGCUGGGCGGCGUGCUGGGCUCGACCGGGAUGACAGGGGACUGUCCUCUAGCUCAGGAGGAGAUCAUAGAGAUUAACAGAGACUCGAAGCAGAACGGUGACGCAGCCAGCGCCGCUCUAGCAAAUGAGGACUGUCCAACAAUCGAUCAGGUUCUUAGUCCAGACGAGCGUAGCCCAGUGGGCCUAACACAAGAACGCUACCAGCAGGACAGAGCCUGUUUCCUCCUCAACACACGAGAGUUUCGACCCACUGAUGGGAAUGUGCGGAAAGGUUGUGUCAUAUCCCGCGUUUGCCGUCAGUGCAGCGCCAGAGUUUCUAAUGCGUGACUGUGGUGUUAAGUUUCUAGCAUUUGGCAAUUCUAUUAAGGAGACACGGUUAGUCGCUGAAUCCUGAAAAUUUUGUCGAUGGGGCCGUACCAUCCACACGGGACAUGUGAGGAAUGUAGGAGUGGCAAGAGGGUGUGACUCGGAAACAAAAAAAGGAAACUGGAAUUUUCUGAGGCCGGAUCUUCACAUGGUAACCAAAGCAACCUCACCGAAAUUCCGGACCACUCCUCUUUCUACAGACUGACUGACUUUAAAGCAACAAAACCGAACAUUGCACUGACACCUGAAAGAGAAAAAAGACUCUUGAAGGAAAGAACGAAAAACAUUCCAAUGUUUUAAGAUCAAAACACCAGGCGUUUUGACUGCCGCACUCACCUGGGCCCUGAGUUUCUGUAUAUUAAUCUAUAUGUAAGAAUGAAGGACCAAGUUAGAAUAAUUAUGUAGCAUUUCUGCUAAGACCCUGUAGCAUUUCUUGGCUUGGAGAACUCUCCGACAGACUUUUUACGGACUGAUAUUUCAUUGACAGUUUGCACAGAAUGACUAAAAAUUGCUUAGUCAUGCACAAUUUUUCUUGAUUUUCUUCCCCCUAUCAGCAUAUUAGCGGCAAAAUGUGUUGUUUGUGCAUUGCCGUGUGGUAGUUCCCACUCCCUGUCCGAGUCUUAUUAGAGUAACUUUUCUUUGUGAAUGAAUCUAGAGCACUGAAAAGUGAAACGCAGCACUCUGCUUUUGGUAACAGAUGUACGUUGCUAUUCCCAAACAGUCUUCCAGUUUUUUUCCCCGAGCGUUCGGGGGAGGCAACAUUGAAAACAGUCCUGACAGACCAAAGCCCAACUGUGACCAAAUAAUGUAUGAAAGCUAAAAUGGCACAAAAUAACUUAAGACGUUCCCUGUCAGAUCUGAACUUUUCGUCCCUUUAAAUAUGAAUGGAUUGGCUGUUCUGCCAGGGGUGCUGUUUGUAAUUCCCAAAAACACCCUUAAAUUGAGGACUUUUCCCAGGGGAGGUCUCUCUCGUUCCUGAUUAUAGAGGUUUAUUUUGUGAUUUAUGUAGUAGAGCUGAUGCUGCCAUUGAUUAUAUAUACAUGCACAUGCGAGUGCUUGGACCAAUAAUAAGUGGAAGUUUGUUUUUUCUUCAUAAAGGUCAGGGAAAUGCAGAGACAUUCUUAAAAUCUCCCUUUCUAAAAAUCGUCUAUACGUCUAAAACUGCCUUUUCAGAGUUUCCCUCCGUCUAUCCCUGUCUUGUAUUCUCUCCUAUUGGCUUGACAGCAUCGUUCCUUCUUAACUAAUCAGAGGGAACGCAGGAGGUCAUGCCAAAUGAAUCAAGAAGAAUAAAUGUACAAAAAAAGAACAAAUUUAUAUUUUGAUAAGUAGUUGCAAAAACAUCUCCAUGGUUCACAAGGAACGCGAUUCCACCGGUGUCCAAACGCGACUGUAAAAACAACGCCGACCACCCUACGAACAGCUGCCGACUUGUACAAAAAAAGGACAAAAGAAAAGAUAUUAACGCGCUCUUUUGGAGAGAGGGCGCAAAAACAGAGAUUGUUUCCUCGUAGACUGAACUGUGAGAAAAUGGAUGUCAAACUAUAUGAAAAAAAAUACUACUUGGAGAGAAAAAAAUAUGAAAAAAUGCAUUUUUGUAACUUUGUUUACCAGCAUGAGAACUUUGCAUGACUGUAUUUUCUGCUAGCCCUUAGUUGAAGUGGGGAGGGCUAAAAUAAUAAUUAAAAAAGAUAUUAAUAAA